AUGACGGACAGCUCCUACUUCGCCGAGGUCCUGCAGUCACUGGAGUCCAGCUCUUUAGAAGACAAGAGUUCAGAGAAAUUAUCUCCCCCAAAACAGGAUCUCGCUGACUCACUGGAGAGAGAUGAGCAGCACAAUGAAUCCAUUAAAAGAGCCCAGCAGGAACUGAAAACUCAUCUGAAGAAGAAGUUUGAAUACAUAUUUGAAGGUUUAGCAGUGCAGGGCCACACAACUCUCCUCAAUGAGAUCUAUACAGAGCUCUACAUCACAGAGGGGGGAAGUGGGGGGGUCAAUAAUCAGCACGAGGUCAGACAGAUUGAGACAGCAUCCAAGAGACAAACCACCCAGGAGACUCCGAUCCUCUGCAAUGACAUCUUUAAGCCUUUACCUGGACAAGAGAAACACAUCAGAACUGUGCUUACAAAGGGCAUCGCUGGCAUUGGGAAAACAGUCUCUGUGCAAAAGUUCAUUCUGGACUGGGCAGAAGAUAAAGCCAAUCAGAACGUUGAUUUCAUCUUCACUCUUCCUUUCCGAGAUCUGAAUCUGAAGAAGGAAGGAGCAUUCAGCCUGAUGCAACUUCUGCAGCACUACUUUCCACAACUGAAAGAGAUCAAAAGUGUUGAUGGUAAUGAAGUCAAAGUUGUGUUUAUCUUUGAUGGUCUGGAUGAGUGUCGACUUCCUCUACAUUUCCAAAGCAAUGAGAUCUGCUGUGAUAUAACAAAGUCAUCAUCAGUGGAUGUGCUGCUGACUAACCUCAUUAAGGGGAAUCUGCUUCCCUCUGCUCUCCUCUGGAUCACCUCCCGACCUGCAGCAGCCAAUCAGAUCCCUCCUGAGUGCAUCCACCAGGUGACAGAGGUACGAGGGUUCAAUGACCCACAGAAGGAGGAGUACUUCAGAAAGAGAAUCAGACAUCAGAACCAGGCUAGCAGAAUCAUCUCACACAUCCAGUCAUCCAGGAGUCUCUACAUCAUGUGUCACAUACCAAUCUUCUGCUGGAUUUCUGCUACUGUUCUGGAGACAAUGUUGGGUAAAGUAGAGAGUGGCGAUCUGCCCAAAACUCUGACUGAAAUGUACACACACUUCCUGCUCAUUCAGACUAAUGUGAAGAAUCUGAAGUAUCGUGGCUCUGAUGAAACAAACCCAAAGAUGUCAGCAUCAGAUACAGAUAUCAUCCUGAAACUGGGGCUGCUGGCUUUUGUACAGCUGGAAAAGGGCAAUUUGAUAUUCUAUGAAGAGGACCUGAGAGACAGUGGCAUUGAUGUCACUGAAGCUUCAGUAUACUCUGGGGUGUGCACAGAGAUCUUUAAAGAGGAGCGUGGGUUGGGUCAGGAGAAGGUCUACUGCUUUGUGCAUCUGAGCAUUCAGGAGUAUCUGGCCGCCUUGUUUGUGUUUCAUUCAUGUGUAAAUGAGAACAGAAAUGUACUCAGAGCAGAAGAAUCAAGACCGCACAGUGGCAGAGUGCAGCUGUCUGAGUUACAUGAGACUGCAGUGGAUCAGGCCUUAGAGAGUAAGAAUGGACACCUGGACCUUUUCCUCCGAUUCCUUCUCGGCCUCUCUCUGGACUCCAUUCAGCCCCUCUUAGAAGGAAUACAGACACAGACAGGAAGCAGAUUCCCUGUACCAGACCCACAGACACAGACAGAAAGCAGAUCAGAGAGCAUCAAGAAAACAGUCCAGUACAUUAAGAAGAAGAUCAAAUACGAAUCUUCCGCAGAGAGGACCAUCAAUAUGUUCCACUGUCUGAAUGAACUGAAUGACAACUCUGCAGUGAAGGAAAUCCAGAAUUCCCUGAGAUCAGGAAAACUUUCUGAUGAAUGGCUGGAACCCCACCAAUGUUCGGCUCUGGCCUUUGUGUUACUGAUGUCAGCGGAGGUCCUGGAUGAGUUUGACUUGAAGACCUACAACACAUCAGAAGCAGGUCGUGACAGACUGGUACCAGUAGUCAGGAACUGCAGGAAGGCCAUACUGAACAGCUGUGACCUAAGUGAGAAGUCAUGUGAAAUUGUGGCCUCAGCUCUCCAGUCAUCAAACUCACCCGUGAGAGAUCUGGACCUCAGCAGCAAUAACCUGGGAUAUUCAGGAGUGAAGCUGCUCUGUGCUGGACUGAUGAGUCCAAACUGUAAACUACAGAGACUGGGACUGAACAGCUGUGACCUAAGAGAGAAGUCCUGUGAAAUAUUGGCCUCAGCUCUCCAGUCAUCAAACUCACCCCUGAGAGAUCUGGACCUCAGCUACAAUAAGCUGGGAGAUUCAGGAGUGAAGCUGCUCUGUGCUGGACUGAUGAGUCCAAACUGUAAACUACAGGCUCACAUGUCCGGCGUCAGACUCCGGGUCUUUGGGUUUGCCGUCGGGGAAGGUGGGGUCUCCUUCAGGGCCAGUUCGUGGAGUCGACUGAACAGUUGUGACCUAAGAGAGAAGUCCUUUGAAAUUGUGGCCUCAGCUCUCCAGUCAUCAAACUCACCCCUGAGAGAUCUGGACCUCUGCUACAAUAACCUGGGAGAUGCAGGAGUGAAACUGCUCUGUGCUGGACUGAUGAGUCCAAACUGCAAACUACGGAGUCUGGGGCUGGGUUGGUGUAAUCUCACAGAGGGCUGCUGUGAUGUUCUGGCCUCAGUCUUGCGUUCUCCUCACUCAGAGCUGAGUGAUCUGGAGCUGAGAGAUAACGAGCUGCAGGAUUCAGGAGUGAGAGCGCUCUCUGCUGGACUGGAGGACCCACACUGUAAACUGCAGAGACUGGGGCUGUCAGGCUGUAGAGUCACACAGAGAGGCUGUGAUUCUCUGGCUUCAGCUCUGUGUUCAAACCCCUCACACCUGAGAGAGCUGGACCUGAGAUACAAUCACCCAGGAGACUCAGGAGUGAGAGCGCUGUCUGCUGCUAAACUGGACACACUCAGACGGCUGUCGGCUCACACUGGAUCCAAACACAGCUCACAGAGAGCUGUCUCUGUCUGA
Messenger RNA from Conger conger (European conger), 2949 nucleotides. Its product is annotated as NACHT, LRR and PYD domains-containing protein 3-like. The record is from RefSeq and is a predicted model, not a curated record. Lineage: Eukaryota; Metazoa; Chordata; Actinopteri; Anguilliformes; Congridae. The coding region runs from base 1 to 2949 and encodes 982 amino acids. The transcript is spliced from 11 exons. Gene Ontology annotation, molecular function: protein binding.